CAUUGAACAACACACGCAACGCGAACAGCGUGGGUUCCAUGGAGGAGCUACAAAAGCACACCCACGAUGGGAGUGAGGGUGCCGAUGCCCGAGUGGGGGAGGCAGGGCCUGCGGCGGCACAGGCUAAGACGGCCGCCAGCAAAGGCGCCAGAGAUCCCGAAGCAGUCUCGUUUGACCCAGGCGCUGAUAUCCCCUUCGACAAGGCAACGUUGAGAGGCGAGCUCGCCAACGGCAUGGAGUACUACGUCCGAGCCAACCGGCACCCGCGAGAGCGAGCUGAGCUCCGCAUCGUCAUCAAGGUGGGGUCCGUGAUGGAGACGGAGCAAGAGCGGGGGGUUGCGCACCUGAUCGAGCACCUGGCGUUUCGCGCCAGCAGGACUUGUCCGCAGGAGUUCGAUCUAGUCAAGGAGGCAAUUGGAGUCGCACGGCAUCAAGUUCGGAGCGCACCAGAACGCCUACACGUCUUUCGAGGAGACGGUUUACGAGCUGCACGUACCAGCCGACCAGCCGGUGCUCCUGGAGAGGAGCCUCCGGGUGCUUCGACAACUCGCGCUCGAGGGGGAGGGCUCUUGGAGAGAAUUCUCUAG
Molecule: messenger RNA, 587 nt
Organism: Ectocarpus sp. CCAP 1310/34
Lineage: Eukaryota; Phaeophyceae; Ectocarpales; Ectocarpaceae
Source: the annotation of a GenBank genome assembly